AUGUCUGGCCCUUACGAUAAUCAGUACAACCAGCAGUACGGCGGCUACGGCCAGCAGGGUCAGCAGGGUCAGUACCAGCAGGAUGGUUACUCCCACCAGCAGGGCUACGGUCAGCAGCAGGGCUACGGCCAACAGCCUCAGUACGACCAGUCCUACAACCAGCAGCCCCAGUACGGCGAGCAACGCGGGGCUUCCAAUGACUACUACGGCCAGCAGCCUCAGCAACAACAGCAAAACCAGUACAACCAGCAGCCCCAGUAUGGUCAGGACCAGUACGGACAGCAACAACAGCAGCCCCAGUAUGGCGAAAGUGGCCCCGGUGGAGCCCAGGAUGGCGAGCGUGGUAUCGGUGGUGCCGUUGCUGGUGGACUAGCAGGUGCCUUUGCCGGCCACAAGGUCAACCACGGAUUUCUCGGAACUAUUGGCGGAGCCAUCGUCGGCAGUCUUGCCGAGGAUGCAAUCAAGAACAGAAAGCACAAGGAUGAGGCUCAACAACAAGAUCCUUACUACGGCGGUUCUCAGUACUCUCAGGGUAACGCCAGCAAGAUGGACUCGCUCGGCAGCUUCUUCAAGAAAUAAGCGUGCACGCUCUCUCUGUCCGCGGCCUGCAUUUCCUUUCUAGCUUUUGUCCUCUGUUUAUCUACUUACUGGGUUUCAUCAUGAGGUUAUGAUUUGUGGAUUAAUACUGUUUUGUGUUCUUUGAGUAUUUCGAUUGGUCGUGCUGCUAGAAUGACUGGGCUUGACCUUUUUUCCCCCAUGAGAUCGUUUCUUGAAUAUACUUUUUGAAACUUUUUUCCAAUGUCGAUGCUAUAUCCCUAGUUAUCUUCAUAGAUUUGCGUGCCGUCCCCUUUCGAGUUCUACAAUAAAUGCAG
This is a messenger RNA of Aspergillus ochraceoroseus IBT 24754, 872 nucleotides long. It is a transcript of the gene hel10, whose product is annotated as putative high expression lethality protein Hel10. The transcript has 2 exons. The record is from RefSeq and is a predicted model, not a curated record. Bases 1 to 579 code for a protein of 192 amino acids. Gene Ontology annotation, cellular component: outer membrane. Lineage: Eukaryota; Fungi; Ascomycota; Eurotiomycetes; Eurotiales; Aspergillaceae.